Notechis scutatus (mainland tiger snake) is the source of this 764-nucleotide messenger RNA. Lineage: Eukaryota; Metazoa; Chordata; Lepidosauria; Squamata; Elapidae. The record is from RefSeq and is a predicted model, not a curated record.
UUGCCUUAUCUUUCAGGGGAGUCACUGCACAGCUAUAGGAUCUGCAUACAGGCUAUAUUACUGGACAAACCUAAAGUUGCUACAGCAAACUUGAGCAAGUAUCUUGAGCUGUUGAGAUCCCACCAGAAUCGACCAGCCAAAUGUCUGACCAUUAUGUGGGCCUUGGGGCAAGCUGGUUUUGCUGACCUUACAGAAGGGCUUAAAGUGUGGCUUGGCAUUAUGCUUCCGGUUCUGGGCAUCAAAUCUCUCUCUCCAUAUGCCAUCAGUUACUUGGAUCGGCUGCUGAUGAUGCAUCCUAAUUUGUCAAAAGGGUUUGGGAUAAUAGGGCCCAAGGACUUCUUCCCUCUUUUGGAUUUUGCAUUCAUGCCCAACAACUCCUUAUCCUCCAGUCUGCAGGAGCAGCUCCGGCAAUUGUAUCCCCGCCUGAAAGUGUUGGCCUUUGGCGCUAAUCCUGAAACUUCCCUGCAUACUUAUUUCCCUUCCUUCCUCUCCAGGACCAUGCCCAGCUGUCCCAGUGACAUGAAGAAAGAGGUGAGGCUGGGAGGGGGACAGGAUCAAAAGGAACAAACAUAAUUCUUAAGCAGUCAGAUGGGCUACAACAUUUAGCCAACACAUAAUCUGCAUUAAAAAGUGGCACCCAAUUAAUUAGCGCACAAUACCAUGUUAACCUGAAACCCUUCAGUGUUAGGUCUCUUCAUCCAAGAGGCAAUCUGACAGAGUGAGCCUUAUAAUGAGGAAGUCUGCUGUUUCUGCAGAACCAAUCC